GCCCGAGCAGCUGACAGCAACAUGGCGGCGGCGGCCGGGCGGCGUGGCGGGGGCUUGGGGCGGUCCCCCGCGCCCGUGAGGGACGUGCCGCCCGCCGGGGAGCUGGUGCGGCCCUCAGUGACAGAGCUGUCCCAAGUGCGGACCAACAUCCUGUGCACCGUGCCCGGCUGCGGGAAGGUGCUGCCCAACAGCCCGGCCCUCAACAUGCACCUCAGCAAGGCGCACCCGCUCCAGGAUGGAAAACUUAAUACUCCAAUAAGGAAGGGUUUGAAAACUUCACAGAAAUUCUACUGCUGUCCUAUUGAAGGCUGCCCUAGAGGACCAAACAGACCAUUUUCCCAAUUUUCUCUUGUAAAACAGCACUUUAUGAAAAUGCAUGCCGAAAAGAAGCACAAAUGUGAUAAAUGUAGUAACUCCUAUGGCACAGAAUGGUAUUUGAAACGGCAUAUAGAGGUCUGUGGCAAGACUUUCCAGUGUACUUGUGGGUGCCCUUAUGCCAGCAGAACAGCAUUACUGUCCCACAUUUACAGAACUGGCCAUGAAAUUCCUGCAGAACACAGGGAUCCUCCUAGUAAGAAAAGGAAAAUGGAGUCCUCCAUGCAUAAUCAGCAGUUGGCAGAGAAAGCAAAUGAAGCAUUCAGCAAUACCCACAGUACUGCUCCUGGCACUCAGGAAUUGGAGUCCUCUGAAGUCAAAGUAGCAGCCUCUCUUGAAGGCUCCUGCAGUUCUAACUUCACAAACCAAAUGCAGCCAAAAUGUGCACCAAAGAUGCUUUUACCCAAGCCCAAGGUGGCUUUGGUUAAACUUCCAGUGAUGCAGGUUGCUCACUUGCCUGUGUAUGUAUCUGCAACAGACUCUUCUGUCAAACCUGCUGUAGUGGCUGUUGAUAAUCAAGGUUCACUUGUAAGUACUGUACAUUUAUUGCCUCAGUCUAUAGGAAUCCUGAUUCCAGCCCUGGAGGCAGAAACACUUGUAUUUAAAGACAGUAUGCCUGUUUCAAAAGUGAUGACUUCUGGUGAUUGUGAGCCAGUAAGUACUGGUGUACAAGUUGAACUGGACAAGGUUACAUCAAAUAACACAGGGCAAGAUCUGGGGAAUGUUUGUCACAAGAGCAAAAUUUCUUCAAUAAAUAUACAGACUGACUUAUCUUAUAUCUCACAGAGCUUUGUACCAGCUCCAGCCUGGACUCCCAAUUCUUCUGUGUCCUCUUGUUCUCAGACAGAUCUGUCAUUCAGUUCCCAGGUUUCAUUACCCAUCAGUGUACAGACACAGACACUACUGCCUGCUUCCAAGCUGACUUCAUCCAUAGCUGCUCAGACUGAUGCUUUCAGUCAGGGCUGUUUUCCAACGUGUGGCAUUUCCAGAGAGACUCAAACCAGCGGGACACAGGACUGUAUUGAUGGAAGAGUACAGAUGGACCAGGCUGUAAUGUGCAGUGACAUUUUUGACAAUGUUCCUUCAUCAUAUAAUGUUUCUACUCACAUUGAACUUCCAGAAAGCAAUUUAAUGCCUGCAAGUAUAGAUCAAACCUUGCUACAAAGAAGUAGCUGCAAGAGUCUGAAUGAGGAUACAGCUAAGUCUGAAUCCCUUAUCAGCUUCAAUACACAGACUAAUAUACUUCCAUCUCAAAAUACAACAGAUAAUCAAACCCAGACAAUGGAUCUGCUAAGUGAUCUGGAAAACAUCUUUUCAGGAAACAUGUCUGGCCAGACACUGGAUAAUCGUGGCCUUUUGUCCGAGACAAGUUCUAAUGCUGACACACAUCUUCCAUCUGGUCCGUCACAGAGCACAGGGAUAGACUUCGACAUUGAAGAGUUCUUUUCAGCAUCCAACAUCCAAACUCAGACUGAAGAGAGUGAGCUUGGUACCCUGAACUCUGAGCCAGUUUUGGAGUCACUGGACAUUGAAACUCAGACUGAUUUCUUAUUUUCAGAUAGUGCCACUCAAUCAUAUAACUGCCGAGGCAAUUCUAACUUCUUAGGUUUGGAGAUGUUUGAUACACAGACACAGACAGACUUGAAUUUCUUUUUGGACAGUACUACCCAUCUGCCUUUAGGAAGUAUUCUGAAACAGUCCAGUUUCUCGAUGAGCACUGACUCAUCUGAUACAGAAACCCAGACAGAAGUAUAUAUGGCUACUAAAAAUACACCUGCUCAGAAUAUUGAAAGCAAAGUCCAGCUCAGUAGUGCUGAGACUCAGACUAUGGAUAGCUGCUUUGAGAAUCUGGGGAGUUUAUUCCUUACCAGCAAUGAAACACAGACAGCAAUGGAUGACUUCCUUCUGGCUGACUUAGCCUGGAAUACAAUGGAGUCCCAGUUCAGUUCAGUAGAAACACAGACCUGUGAAGAGCUGUGCUCCUUGUUCCAGAGCUCUGACAAGCCCAGCCACUGAGUGCUACAUAAUAUAACUGUUUCUUGUGGUUUGAAUUUAACUUAUUGGGGUGGGAGAGAUGGCUUUACCAAGUGAUCCACUUUGCAUUAUUGAAUGUACUUGUCACGAGCAGUUGACCUAAGAGACUUUUCAUGCUGAAGGUACUCUAUUGAAUAUGUAACUUAACAUAAACUAUGUGUGUAUAAAUAGAGGGGAAGGGGGGGGGGCUGUAACGUGUUAAUGUACAUUUGAACCUUAAAAAUUAUGUGGUGCCUAUGUUUUUUCCUCAGACUUCUUUAUGAAGCUGUUACUGCUUUCAUCUAAGUGGAAGAACUUUUAAAGUUGUUCUCAAUAUCUCUCUCUCUCUAUUCCUGGCUUACAUGCAGGGUUCCAAUGUGCUGGACCAAAACCUGACCUGUUCAAUUGAGAUGCUUCCCUGAACUUAUGGGGGAGGAUUCUAUUAGUGUAAGCUACUUCUGUUUACUUUUUUUAGUAGCUUGUAUUUUAAAUCCGGCAUGAACGUAAUCAGCCGUAUUGUCUUCUUUUACUUUAUGCCUUCACAGCUCUUUCUCCUGCAUAAGCUGACAUUUUCCAAAUACCUGUCCAACACACUAGACACGUAGAGAUUCUUGAAUUGUUGAAAAUAUUUAUUAUUAAAAAGGUGUGUAAAGCAGUAUUUUUUUUCCCUGAGUGGCUCUGAUGCUCUUUGAAGGGUAGGAAGAGAACUUGGAAUUUGUAAUUGUAGGGAAAAUUAGUAUGUCGUCCUUCUAGCUAGUAUAAUAAAUGGGACUAACAUUUUUAGAGUCUUCAGAAGGGAUUUGCUUAAAUUAUUUUUGUCUUGAAGAUGCAAAUGUUACAAUGUGUGUGCCUCAGAGACUGGAAUCAUUUGGUUUUGCUGAAAUUCUUCUAGCUUUAUUGAGAUAUGAGUUGAGAAAUGUUACAGUGGUUUACUACCUUAAGAGAAAUCUUUAAAAAUGGACAAUUAAAUUCCUUAAAACACUCACCUUGACUUCUGGUUUUGGACUUCCUGCUUCCAAAAUCAAUUGGAAAUCCAUACAGCAGAUCUGGGAGAUCAGCUCACAGAAGCCCUUCCAGAACAGCUCUAUCUUGCUUUUGCACUUUGAUCUGCAGCCCUCAUUUCCUGCAGCUUUCACAGUUUCCCAGAGUAUAGUCAAAUUCACACAAACUAAUUUUUCAGAGAAAAAGCAUCUGACCUCUUGGCACCUUUUUUUUAAUGUUUAGGUUGCCCCUCGUGCCACUGUUUGCAGUAUUUUUCAUUUACAUUAAGCCAGUUGUGAAUGUAUGGUGGAAUCUGGCCUUAAGUAAUUUUUAUCUCUUACUAUAAUAUCUGUGAAAUGUGGGCCUCUGGUUUUCUACUGGACAGUUUUUUGUUUCUGUAACCUUAAAGGAAAACUCUCUGUGUCAAAUUCAUGGGCCUGUAACAGACUUUACUCCUCCAUUGUUAGAGGAGUAUUUACUGUACAGCCCAGCAGCAAAUGUAUGUCCAAGCCUUAGGUUUUCAAGACUCCCUAUGCUUUGUGCUGUAUAUUCUCAAUUCAAGGAUGUGGGAGUUAAGUUACUCAUCCAUUGCAGCCAGCUUGUUUUUGUUGCAGAUGAGCAAUACCUUUUUUUUUUUUUGUCUUUUCCUAAUAGUCUUUGUAUUGCUGUGUUGAGUGUCUUUACUGAAAUAAUCUCUUCAGAUUAAUCCCGAAACAUAUAUUUUCCUCCUGAAACCCCAUUUGUAUUGCCUGUUUGAUUUUUCAACAUUUCUAGGUAUGAUUUCAGACACUUCCAGCCUGGCUGAAGAAACUGCAGUACGGAAUCUUGCAGUUCUUCAGGAGGAAGUAACUCUGCUAUGAGGAAUGCCCCCAGGUUUCACAAUAUCUGUAGAGUUCUCAUCUGAAGGGUGGGAUAUAUUUACAAAAAGAAGGCCUCACUUGUAAUUUUGUUUGUUGUGAAGAUAUGACUGAGUCAUACUUACCUGCCUACUUUGAAAUUGAGAGAUAAGAUAAAGAACAAAAUUAGGUUAAUUUAUUCUAUUGCAAUAUCUUUGUACUAAUGUUGCAACUUCACAUGUUAAAGUGUUUUUCCUUCUCCUUUCUUCUCCUGGCUGGAAUACCAGGGAAUGCUUCUUCAUACACUGAUUUCUGUGAUUCCCAUGUACAAGUUGUCUGUACUGACAUGUGAAAGAGAGGCAGUUACUAGAAACCUGGUUUGGAAAAAGGGUAUUUUUCCACAGCUGUAGAAGCUGUUCAUUACCUCUGAAUUUAUAAAGUGAGUCUUUACUCUGCAAGAGGAGGAAUCUGGGUGCUGAGGAGCAGAAUUACAGAAGGAGUUGAUUGUAGCCAUCAGAGAGACCAGCGAGGUUUAAAGUACUUUACAAAUUGGAGUGAUAAUUGCCAUGUUACUGUAAGCCAAAGCUUACAGUAAGCUUUGUAAGCCAAAGCUCUUAACAUCAGCAACUGCCAGGAAAAGACCCAAAAGUUUGUGUGGAUGAAAUCUUAAAGUGUAAUCAUUACCCAGUUAUUGCACUUUUUAAUUAAAAGUCCUUCUGAGGUUUGUGUGUUUUAUUAGAACAUGCAAAUCAUAAUUCUUUUACUCAUUCUAUUUGUUUAAAACUGUUUGGAAUUUAAUUAGGUGAACACAGUGCUACAACAUGGAGUCAUGUAUUGAAAGUGCAGUAUUAAGAAAUCAUUAAAUGUCUGCACUGUCUUAGGAAAGACAAAAUUACCUUCUGACCAAAAUUAACUUAUUUCUUCACUAAUUUGGUUCUCCAUAAAUUAUUCAUAACAGUGAAAAACAGGUUUGGAUCAUGUAUUUCUGGCAUACGUCACUCAGUUUGGAUUUAUUAAGUACUUUUGUGAAAAUGUGAAGACUGCAGCCAGACUUCAUAGUUUGAUGAAUCCCACAGAAAACUUCACGAAAUCUGAUCUGAAACACUAUUGCUGAAUAUUCCAAAUUCUUCACAUUUAAACAAAUUCUUAGAAAAAGUUGAUUUUCCAUUUUUUUACUUUGUUAUAAAAUAAACUUCAGACAACUGUUUUUAGGUAGAACUAAAGUGUUAUCUCCCUUUUUCUGCAGUUUGUCUCUGAUUUGAUUUUCAAGGCACUGUAUUGUAAGUAUUGGUCAGCAGUGACUUACUGUCUUACUCUUUGUAUUCUCUAUUGCCAUUAGAGCUGCUAUACAGAAAGUAACAUCAGAUUCUCUGUAGCCUCUUGGCACAAUUUUUUUAUCUGGAAGUGAUACUAAUAUUAUGUGUACUUACCCUUUGUGUUUCCUGCUUAAUUCUCUUAAGCUGUGAUGGCUGGAUCUUGAUCUGGAUGCCUGUGUAACACUAUUAUAAAAUUGAAUUAGCACUUCUGUAGUUUCAUUUGUGCUUUUCUUUAAUAUAUAUAUAAAGAGUCGAACAAAGGAAACAGCAGAUUUGGGACUUGCAUUCUGUGAGAACAUAAGCACAACUAAGCUGAAAAAUGAAAAUCUGUCUUGUUGCCUUCCAUAUUUGUUUGUCAGAAUGCUAAAAGUUUGACAGUAGAUGCUUCUUCUUCUUGUGGCUUUAUUUGUAUCUAUUUCUGCUAGUACACCUGUAAAUACUUUCUGCUGUGGGUAGGGAGGGAGUCCUCCCCCAAACUUUUUGUCUUGGUCUAGAAAAAUUGGUAGUUUUAAGUCCGAGUUUGCUAAUGCUACAUAUUCUUAGUUGUGCAAAGCUGCUUAUGUUUAGAAAAUUCUCAUUUCCAAAGGAUAUGAAAACAUUAAAAAAUGUAUAUAUACUUGCAGCUGUAAAUUAAACAGCUGCAAAAGAAACCUUGUGAAACCUCAUUUCGUUUUGAACAACUUGAUUCAGUGUCUGUAACUUAAUGUAUGUAACUAACUCCUUAGAAAUUUUUAUUUCAAGGCACAAUACACAGUUAUUUCUGUUGGAAACAAGAGGCUGAAUUUCCCUAUUAGUCAUAUGGACCCCAGUCGUGUAGGGGCAACAGAACAAAGAACAAUGGCUACCUUCCAGUAUUCUAAAUCCUUAAUGCUGCUAGGAUGUGAAUUGAUUUGUUUGGUGAGGCUGGGUAGAAAUGUAAGAGUUGGCAGGACUGGGGGCUAGAGGGGGUUUAAAAGCCUUUUAAAUGUAAUAGAACUGAUACUGAAUCAACAUAGAGUGCUCGGCUUGCAAAAGAACAUGUUCCUGAAAUGGCAACUCUGAGGUGAACCAAAUGUGCUUGCCUUUAUCAUUAAGGCAGACAGCUUCCUUUGCUUUAAUAUAUUUCUGACAUGUGCUGAUUUUUUAAACAUGAUCUUAAUGUUGCAUUCACACCAAACUGUUGGUAACGUUCUGGGCCUUGCAAGCUUUUUCAUUCCUGUUUGGUUUAAGGUGCUGCUAUGCUUGUGUCCUGGUAGGAUGGGCCUCCAGUAACCAGGCUGCCAUUGAUAACAGGAACACUGUGAGGAUACAGCUGUUUAAUGGUAGCAAACCAGUGUAUGGUGCAAUCAUGCAUCUCCUGUUUCUUUUGUUGUUAUUUUUUAAGAGUUGAUGUGAAUUUAAAUAUGUGCAAGAAGGACUUGCUGCUUAGGACGUGACUGAAUUCUCUUGUUUCAAGUGCCAUUGCUAUGCAAUGAACAGAACUCAGCACUCAGCCCCACAGUCAGGGUGAGGGAAUGUUUGUGUUUGUGCGUGUGACUCUUCACUGAAAAUGUAACCAUACAGCCUGAAAUGGUGGAAACGCCUCAAGGAACUGCUGAGUUAAAUAACAGAAGUCCCUUUACUUGUGACCAUUUUUCAUAUGCUGGCUUUACAAUACCUGCAACAACUAGCAGUGGAAUAUAAUAGAUGACUUGUGGUGAUCUCAGCUCUACAUUUCACAACAUCCAGUGCUUUACAUGCUUCAAGCACCUGCAUGCAGAGCUAGAUUGACAGUACCUCUAUCUACAGACCUUUGCAAGUGCAUCUGUGAUAAAGCUAGGUAUGAAAGAUGGCCAUAUCUUUACAGCUUAAACACUUCAACACCUGAUUACAAUCUCAUUUAAGUUUGUAAUUAUUUGGAAUGAAUGAGUAAUAAAUCUCAUGGGUGAGUCUUUCCCAAAGCGUGUGUGAGUUCAUCUCAGCAAGGCUGAGAAAUAUCCUUAAAAUAUUUUUGUUUUCAUUACUGUGGGAUUUUUUUAUUUAGUGGACAAAUCUGGAUUUCAAAGGAUCUUCAUGUUUAAUUCUUGCUAUUUAAGCCAGUAAACUUGCAGUGACCAGACAAAAUCAAGCAUUCAUUUCUUAGACCUAUUUUACAAGUGACAAUCCCAAAGAAGGAAUGUUGUCCUAGUAACUGUGAAACUUGUAAUUACAUUAUUGCAUGCAUAAAAAACCUUGUGCCAAAAUACUGUUUCAUAUUUUCCUCUGUUGGAAACUGAAGUGUUACACAAAGCUACUAGUAAGUUAUUCACAAGUUGAAAUGUUUUGUUCACAAAUGAAGCACUUAUUCAGUCCUGUAAAUUAUACAUAUUUUGGAAUAAAGUUAACUUCAAUCA
Molecule: messenger RNA, 7872 nt
Organism: Taeniopygia guttata (zebra finch)
Lineage: Eukaryota; Metazoa; Chordata; Aves; Passeriformes; Estrildidae
Gene: ATMIN
Product: ATM interactor
Biological process (GO): positive regulation of transcription by RNA polymerase II
Cellular component (GO): nucleus
Molecular function (GO): DNA-binding transcription factor activity, RNA polymerase II-specific; transcription cis-regulatory region binding
Source: RefSeq, a predicted model, not a curated record